AUGAGUAAUACGCCUACAAUAACAUUCUCACAAGACAAAAAAGGCAAGCGGGUAAUUGCCUGUGACGGUUAUGAGUAUCAUUUAAACAAGUCAUGUUCGAAGGUCAAGUACUGGCGUUGUAAAAAUCGUCUCUGUGCUGCUGUUAUUCAUACUGAUAUCAACGACCAAUUCAAAGUGCGCAAAGGUGAUCGCGCAAAUCAUCUAUCUUCGCCGGAACACAUCGAAAUUCUUAGCUUUAAAUCUAAUAUAAAACAGCGCGUAGUUACUGAAGCUACACCAAGUGGGCGUAUUUACGAUGAAUAA
Messenger RNA from Rotaria socialis, 303 nucleotides. NCBI's taxonomy places the organism in Eukaryota, Metazoa, Rotifera, Eurotatoria, Philodinida, Philodinidae. The record is from the annotation of a GenBank genome assembly.